AUGGACUGGAGGACAGUGCAGUCUGCCACGACUGGAGUUGACAAAUACUGUGUUGAAGGGCGGCAUUCUGGGGGUGUAUGGAUCGUGAGUGACAUCUUCAGAGACCCUUACGUCUCCGUCUACAUCUAUGAAGCGGGCUCCCCUUUCGAAAAUGUCAUGAAUCAGUAUAUGAUCACUGGCAAGGGUAUCAAUCCUUUCAAUCCAAGAGGCCUUGGUGCGGAAGGCAUUGCGUUGAAUGCGACGGUAGCUGGCGCAACAUUGGGUGGCAACGCUGUACUGACAGCAACGGAAGUUGGCUCGGUACCGACGAAAAUAUCGCCUGCGGUGACUGGGAUGGGUCCUUUGGGUGUGGAGUUGGAGAUUGGGUCGCGAUGA
Molecule: messenger RNA, 375 nt
Organism: Letharia lupina
Lineage: Eukaryota; Fungi; Ascomycota; Lecanoromycetes; Lecanorales; Parmeliaceae
Exons: 2
Coding region: 1-375 (124 amino acids)
Source: RefSeq, a predicted model, not a curated record